This is a messenger RNA of Trichoplax adhaerens, 1149 nucleotides long. RefSeq lists its product as uncharacterized. The record is from RefSeq and is a predicted model, not a curated record. Gene Ontology annotation, molecular function: protein binding. The transcript has 7 exons. Bases 1 to 1149 code for a protein of 382 amino acids. NCBI's taxonomy places the organism in Eukaryota, Metazoa, Placozoa, Uniplacotomia, Trichoplacea, Trichoplacidae.
AUGUUUGCUAUUAAACAGAAUGAUCUCUUGACACCCCUUCACGUGGCUGCAUUAAAUGGAUUCUACGAUAUUGUAAAUCAAUUAAUUAAACGAGGAUCUAAAGUUAAUACACCUGAUUCCGCAUCAAGAACAGGAUUACAUUAUGCCGCUAUUAGCAAUAAUGUGAAAAUAAUGAAAUUACUGCUAGAUAACGACGCAUAUCUAGAAGCAAUGGAUGGUAGUUUGCAAACACCCCUUAUGGUUGCAGUAAGUCAUGACUGUAGCGAUGCUAUAGCCUUUCUGUUGGAACAAAAGGCAGCUAUUUCAGGUCAAGAUAUUCAAGGUAGAACCAUCCUGCACAUUGUUGCCGAUAAAGGCACUUCAAAAUCGUUUAAACUUAUCAUGCAAGGUGAAUCGUUUGCAAAUGUUAAUGCUCGAAAUAUCUUAGGACAGCGAGCAGUUCAUCUUGCCGCUGUUAAUGGAAAUAAUCGUGUCAUUAUAAUGCUAACUAAACGAGGAGCAGAUAUUAACUGUAGGGAUAACCGCGGUUUUCAUCCAAUUCAUUACGCUGCUAAGUAUGGCUAUUCAGCGACUGUCAAGUUGUUACUAUCGCUCGAUGACAAAGUGGAUAUUUAUAAUGAUGCAAAAUCUGAACUUCUAACUCCCUUACAUUUGGCUGCAUUGAAUGGAUAUUACGAAAUUACAGAAGUUUUAAUUGCAAGAGGUGCUAAAGUUAAUACUCCUGAUUCGAAAUCCAGAACGGCUUUACAUUAUGCUGCUUUAAGUAAUAAUGUCAAAUUGAUGAAUUUCUUAAUGAAUAAUGUAAGAUCAAGAAAUAUUGUGAACAAUAGCAAUAACAUCUUGCAUUUAGCUGCAUUAAAUAACCAUCGCGACACGGUUAAAAUUAUCACCGAUCACAUGCCGUUUAUUAAUGUUAAUUCACGCAACGCAACUGGGCAGAGACCUUUACAUUUAGCUGCAAAGAACGGCAAUAAUCGAGUUAUACAAUAUUUAAUUAAACAUGGAGCUGAUGUUAAUACUAGGGAUAAUUGCGGUUGGACUCCUUUGCACUAUACUGCAAAAUAUGGUUUUGCCAGCAGUGUUCAACUGUUACUAUCAAAGGAAGCAAUUGUUGAUGCUUUUAAUGAAGGAAAGGUGAGGAUUGAAUAA